CAAUUUGAUCAGAACGCCCUGCAACUGACAGAAAAAUCACGUCGAUAGUCGCCAAACUUCGUCCGCCCCACGUGGACUAGUCGGCUAUCUUACUCGAGCUCUCAAGUCUCCAUCAAGCUUCUGUUGCAUGUUACAUUUUGCUGCCAUUCCUUAUCGGGCAGAUUGCUUUUAAUCAGCCGGGCCAUCAAGGUUACAGCAGCAUCAGGCUAUCAAAACUGAUGGAGGGCGUGUGGACCAAAGUAUCUGUAAUCUCGUCAUGGAGCUUCAGCAAGAUGUAGCUUUCUCAUGCGUAUCAUUGGUAGGUCGCCGAUCUCGCUAUCUCAGUAAUUUGUCCUUAACCAGGUCUUGAUAUCCUCCUCAAUACCUGUACUUUUCCCCUCCCUCAAAGAAACCCCACUCCCAGCAGAUCGCACCUUUCACAAGCUAGCCAACAACAAAACCCCCGCUACACAUAUCACCGCCCGCUGUCGACCAAGUCAAAAUGCCAGCAGCUGUAUCACCCGAACGGCCGAGAAGCGGCAUCACUCGCCUGACCGGAUGUCGACUGAUCAAAGGCAACACAUUGGUCGAAGAGGAUCUCUGGCUCUCUUCUGUAACGGGUCGCAUCUUACAUAGCCAAGAAGUCUUCUAUGAACAUCAAGCAGCACCAGAUGAGGUCAUUGACCUCGGCGGUCGCAUUGUGUCUCCCGGAUUCAUCGAUGUACAAUUCAAUGGCGCAUUCGGUUUUGACUUCUCGCAAGCACCACAAGACCCCAUCUCCUAUCGCAAAGGCCUCAAGGAGCUGAACAGAAGAUUGAUUGGAACGGGCCUUACAUCAUAUCUACCUACCAUCACCAGUCAGAAGCCAGAGCUUUAUCACAGCGCCCUGCCAUACCUCGGUCCCUCGGGUGCAGACCGCGAUGCGGAUGAAGGUGCAGAGUCAUUAGGCGCCCACGUCGAAGGUCCUUUCCUCAGCCCAACCAAGAACGGCAUACACAGUCCUGAAGUCCUGCAAUCAGCAUCCUCCUUCGCCGACCUCGAAGCCUGCUAUGGUGCCCACAACAUUCCCAACAUCAAGAAAUUGACCGCCGCCCCCGAAGUUGGCAACAUGACCUCAAUCAUCCCUGAGAUCGUGCAACGCGACAUCAUUUUCAGCAUUGGCCACACAGAAGCCACUUAUGAAGAAGCAUCUGCAGCUGUAGCCGCUGGCGCUGGUAUGAUCACACAUCUCUUCAACGCCAUGAAGCCAUUACAUCACCGUAACCCAGGUGUCUUCGGCAUCCUGGGCCAUCCAUCAACACACACUCCUUUCUUCGGCGUCAUCGCUGAUGGAAUACAUCUCCACCCUACAACCGUCAAGAUCGCAUAUGCCGCACACCCCGAGGGCAUGAUUCUAGUUACCGAUGCCAUGAGUCUCGCCGGUCUGCCCGAUGGCACAUACAACUGGACGAAUGGCGAUAGCAUUAUCAAGAAGGGAUCGAACCUCACUCUUGAAGGCACGGACAAGAUUGCUGGUGGCUGCGCGACAUUAUUGGAUUGUGUGAACAAUUUCCUAAAUUGGUCGAAUGCGAGCAUACCCGAAGCUGUGAGGGCUGUUACCAUCACCCCAUCUAAGAUGUUGGGGAUGGAAGGUGUGAAGGGAUGUUUGGAGGCGGAUGCUGACGCUGACUUGCUUGUAUUAUCUGAAGAAGUCGAUGGCGAUGGACAACGAUUGCAAGUGGAUCAGGUGUGGAAGUUUGGUAGAUUGGUACAUGAGAGAUCAUAGUGUAUCCUACAGCAAAUACUACACGUCAAUGGCUUACGCAUCA
Molecule: messenger RNA, 1787 nt
Organism: Aureobasidium subglaciale EXF-2481
Lineage: Eukaryota; Fungi; Ascomycota; Dothideomycetes; Dothideales; Saccotheciaceae
Product: carbohydrate esterase family 9 protein
Exons: 1
Coding region: 482-1744 (420 amino acids)
Biological process (GO): N-acetylglucosamine catabolic process
Molecular function (GO): N-acetylglucosamine-6-phosphate deacetylase activity
Source: RefSeq, a predicted model, not a curated record